CGCGAAAACGAGGCAUCCUUUGAAGGUCGCCAUUUUGACUUGUACAGAAGUUCACUGCGUAAUAAAUAUUGGAAGUUUUACGCUGAUUUACAAACAGGAUGAGCUUCCUAUUCGGUGGCCGUUCGACAAAAACCUUUAAACCCAAGAAAAACAUUCCCGAAGGGACUCACCAAUAUGAUUUGAUGAAACACGCCGCCGCAACUCUUGGAAGCGGAAACCUUCGUCUUGCGGUUAUGUUACCUGAAGGAGAAGACCUUAACGAAUGGGUGGCUGUAAAUACUGUGGAUUUCUUCAAUCAAAUCAAUAUGUUAUAUGGAACGAUAACAGAGUUCUGUACUGUCGAGUCUUGUGCUGUCAUGUCUGCUGGUCCAAAGUAUGAAUACCAUUGGGCAGAUGGAACAACAAUCAAAAAACCGAUUAAAUGUUCAGCUCCAAAAUACAUUGAUUACCUUAUGACAUGGGUUCAGGAUCAGCUAGAUGAUGAGACCCUCUUUCCUUCAAAAAUAGGUGUUCCAUUCCCAAAGAACUUUUUGUCCAUUGCCAAGACAAUCCUCAAACGACUGUUCAGGGUGUAUGCACACAUAUACCACCAACACUUCCUCCAUAUUGUAGGACUUGGUGAAGAGGCGCAUCUAAACACUUCCUUCAAGCAUUUCAUGUUCUUUGUUCAAGAGUUUGGUCUUGUUGACAAAAGAGAGCUUGCACCACUUCAGGAACUUAUAGAAAAACUCACAAACAAGGAUAAAGUUUAGUUGUCUUUCACUUUGUGUGACAAAAUGUUUUGGUAGUGUAUAUUUGUAAAAACUCUGAUUUGGUGUUAGGGCAAACUUAGCUUUUCAUGGUAACACAUUUGGUGUUACCUAAUAAUCUUCUUUAGUUUAUGGCAGGAAGCUAAGAAGCUUAAAUCAGUAAUUUUCAUGGUGGAAAAAUGUAAAAUUUAAGUCCAAAAAAAUUAAUUGCUAAUUGUUUCAUUUCUGCAUUCACUUAUACAUGUAUCAUGCUGAAUGUCAACAUAAGUUUUAAGUCAAAUUGCAAAGAGUUGUUUCAGAUGAAGUUUAGUCUUAAUAUCUAAAUAUCUAUUCUCAGUUCUGUCUGUCAUUUAUUUUCCAUAGCUGGAGAGUUUUCUUUAGGUACUUGAAUGCAGUUUAUGUUAUUGCAAACUGAAUGUUAGCACUGUUUCUUUAUUUGAUAUGCAAUCAGUGUUAUUAACAGAUACCAUUAGAUUAAUUUUAUGUGUAAUUACAGUUAGAGCAAUUUAAGAUAAUCCCAGUAGUGCUACACAUUUCAAUAACAUACAAGCUUAGGAGGUUGUAGAUUCAA
This is a messenger RNA of Stylophora pistillata, 1320 nucleotides long. Its product is annotated as MOB kinase activator 1B. The record is from RefSeq and is a predicted model, not a curated record. NCBI's taxonomy places the organism in Eukaryota, Metazoa, Cnidaria, Anthozoa, Scleractinia, Pocilloporidae.